This is a messenger RNA of Candoia aspera, 3466 nucleotides long. It is a transcript of the gene PNPLA8, whose product is annotated as patatin like phospholipase domain containing 8. Lineage: Eukaryota; Metazoa; Chordata; Lepidosauria; Squamata; Candoiidae. The transcript is spliced from 10 exons. The record is from RefSeq and is a predicted model, not a curated record. Bases 185 to 2566 code for a protein of 793 amino acids. Gene Ontology annotation, biological process: arachidonate metabolic process. Gene Ontology annotation, cellular component: membrane.
GAGCGUGGACGCUCUGGCUCCUUGACUCGGAAAAGCUCUACGGUGGUUGGGCUUUGCAGGAAGAGUCCUGAAGGAAAUUGGGAGCGGCGGCUGUAAUCGGUAAUAUUAUGAAUGGUGAUGUUUGCUUCUAAAAUAAGAUUUUUGGAGGGAAAGAAUUUAUGGAUGAUCUCAGUUUUUAUAAGUAAUGUCAAUUCAAUUUCUUUUAGAUAAAUAUGUAUACCUAAUAUUUAGUACAAAAAGUCUCUGGAGUGGACAAAGGACUGGGCAACUACACUACUUUUACAGACCUAAGCUUUUUUGGAGGAUAAGCUAUGCUUCUCCUUUUAGAGUGUUACACACAAGCAGCCAAUACUAUAAAUGGGCCAGAGGCAAAACACUGUGGCAGAAGAAGUACCUCUACUGCCAUUACUGUUUGGGUUACAGAAUUUCUAAAUUUAGCACUUCUAAGGAAUUGACAAAAAACAGUCGCAUGUCACGAUUGAAGAACACUUUAGAAUCUGUCUCAAAGGCUGUGUCCGGCACUCACAGUGAACUAGUUUCACGGCUAGCUCGUCUAAAACCUCAUUCUGCUAUACUGAAGAAAUUGGUUGAAACGGAUGGGAAGGAAAAUAGUGUUUUUAUGAGCCCAGAAAAAUACAGAGAAGUCACAAGUGAAAUCUAUCAAGGGGGUUAUGAUGAUAACUCACAUGAGAAGAAGACUGUGUCUGCAGAUGGAGUCUUAGAGUCAGUCAGUACUAGUCAAGGCUCUUUGAAAGAUUCUUCAGAUAUCAAAAGUAGUCUUUUUCAUGUUAGCAAAUUUGCUACAAACUUCGGGGAAACAUACAACUUUGUAGCCCAUCACAUCAACUGGUAUUUUAGCACUGUUGGAAUGGAUCAAAGGAAGAAAGGGGAUGCUCUCCCCCCGAAGCCACCCAAUCAGGGAGAAGAAACACUUGAUUCAUCAGAAGAUGACAUAUUAAGUGAUGAAAACAGGAUGAAUGCAGUAUCUGCUUUAAUACCUGCCUCACAAUCACCAAAUGCUGGAAAAGUCAAUUCUGUUCCUUCAGCUUCCAGUAAAAAGGGUAUUUCGAGUUUUCUUUCUUACCCUAGUAACAGUGUACAGGCCUUUGUGGAUAGCUACAUUGGAGGCCUAGUGCCUAAGUUACGAUCUGAUACAAAAUGUGCUGUGCAGGAAAAGACCAAAGAACAGGAUCAAGAGGACAUUUUGAAAGAUGACAAGGAGGCUAAACGUGCAGAAGAGAAAGAAAAGAGACUAUCUCUUCAAAGAGAAAAGAUUAUUGCAAAGGUAAGUGUCGAUAACAGAACUCGGGCUUUAAGCCAAGCAUUGCGAAGAUCGUCUACUAGAAGAGUCUGCAUCAACAGAGUUGAAGAACUGACAUACCAUCUGUUGGAAUUUCCAGACAGUAGAGGAGUUGCCAUUAAGGAAAAUGUCAUUUCGUGCUUGCUGAGGCUGAGGCAGGCGAAAGAUGAAGCCCUACAGGCUGCUGUGCGAGAGGCCUUGGCUGUGAUUGGAUAUACAGAACCAGUAAAAGGGUGGGGCAUUCGAAUUCUUUCCAUUGAUGGUGGAGGAACAAGGGGCUUAGUGGCACUUCAGACUCUUCGUAAAUUAGAAGAGCUCACUGGAAAGCCCAUUCAUCAACUUUUUGACUACAUUUGUGGAGUGAGUACAGGUGCUAUAUUGGCAUUUAUGUUGGGAUUAUUCCAUAUCCCUCUGGAUGAAUGUGAAGAACUUUACCAGAAAUUAGGAUCAGAUGUCUUUAAGCAAAAUGUCAUUGUUGGAACAGUUAAAAUGGGAUGGAGCCACGCAUUUUAUGACAGUGAAAUAUGGGAGAAAAUGCUUAAGGAACGAAUGGGAUCCGAUGUUAUGUUUGAAACAGCAAGAAAUCCUAAGUGUCCUAAGGUGGCUGCCAUAAGCACCAUUGUUGGCAGAGGAACACCACUGAAAGCCUUUGUAUUUAGAAAUUACAAUCACUUCCCUGGAGUAAAGUCUCACUAUCUUGGAGGUUGCCAUUAUAAAUUAUGGCAAGCUAUCAGAGCAUCAUCUGCCGCCCCAGGUUAUUUCCAAGAAUAUGCACUGGGUAAUGACCUUCAUCAGGAUGGAGGGCUUCUUCUAAAUAAUCCUACAGCAUUAGCAGUGCAUGAGUGCAGAUGUCUUUGGCCAAAUGUCCCUUUGCAGUGUGUAGUGUCCCUGGGAACUGGUCGAUAUGAAAACAGUGGGAAAACCAAUGUCACCCAUACAAGUUUAAAAGCUAAAUUGACUAAUGUCAUUAGCAGUGCUACGGAUACUGAAGAAGUCCAUAUUAUGUUGGAUGCCCUUUUACCAUCAGACACUUACUUUAGAUUUAAUCCUCUGAUGAAUGAAGAUAUACCUCUGGAUGAAAAUCGUAAAGAAAAACUGAAUCAGUUGCGGACAGAUGGCAUCCAAUAUUUAGAAAGAAAUGAAGAGAAGUUGAAAAAAGCUGCCAAAAUAUUAGCACAGGAAAAAAACAUUUUUCAGAAACUGAGUAACUGGAUGAGAUUAAAAGCUGAUAUGUAUGAUGGCUUUCCAAUUCUGUCAAAAUUGUGAAUAUGUAAAAUGCUACACAUCAUAGGUGUAAAUGGUUGUAUAUGAAACGGGAUCAACAUUUGUUAGUCAUUAUGUAUUUUUUUUAAUUCAAUGAGCAAACAAGCUAUAUAAAAUGCAUUUCAAUCUCAGUAGCUUGUUGCUAGCUUCUUUGAUUGGAUCUGAAGGUCCUGUGUGCAAACAGAAGGAAAACCUGCCAGUCUCUUUCUUCCUUGUCUCCCUGUCUGCCAUCCACACACUUGAUGUUUGUCUAGGCCCUUGAAGCCAGUAUUUGGCAGGAUAUGAAUGUGCACAUCAGCAGUAAUUAUGACCAUUGCUGAUGCUUUUUUCUGCAAAGAGAACUCUUAAGAAAAUGGGGGGUUCAUGAUUUUAUGAUUUCUUGAAGUAUAUAUGAGUGUUUCAGAACCUCACUUCACACCACUUAAAUUCAAGUGCUGGUAUACUUUUUUUUUUAAACCUGAAGUCUAAAUUUGUGACAAUUAUGGUACAAAACUUUUAUUAUAUUGUGAAUGCACACCAAAAAUCAUGCAGUUUACAAAAUCAUACUGUGCUUAUGUAUUAUUGAAAGAUUACAGUGUGAGAAGAACCAUAACAAAUACCUUGCUCUGCAAAUAAUUGAGCCAAAGUUAAUAAAACAUUUUAAGUCCCAUUGAGAUUAAUGACAAUAAACAGACUUAAAUCCAUUGGUAGUAUUUCAGCUAGUUUGCUGAUUGAAUUACUAUAUAUUAUAGACUUGCAGUACACUGCCAUUAAAUGUCAUGAAAAUUGCCUGAUGACAAGAUCUGUGCAUGUAAACUUUUGUUUUAAAAUGUUAACAGUGUUUUGUAGUAUGUAAUGCUUUAACCCAUUUUACUUUAUCCUAUUCAGUAUUUGACAUAUUACAAUAAAGUCCAUCACACUUAA